AUGGACGACUUGGAGUCCCUCGAGCUGCUUUCGCUCGUUUCCAAGAUCACGUCGGAAUUGCAAAACCAUCUAGGCGUUAGCGAAAAAACACUGGCCGAGUUCAUCAUCGCCCAGCGCCUCGAAUGCGAUUCUCUCGAUGGCUUCAAGGCCAAGCUGGCCUCGGUCGGUGCCAGCGACUUCCCGCCGAGUUUGGUCGAUAGCAUAGACAGGCUAGUCAGGACUAUGCAUCCAAAGUUCAAAGGACAACAGAACCGAACCAACGACGACAGCAGCCAGCGCCAUGAUCGAUCCGCUGAAGAGACUACCAAGGUCUUCAAAGGGCUCGCGAUUCCCGACAAGGAGGUAGAAGUGGAAGCUAUCGAUGACACAUUCGCCAUGCUCGAGAGCCUUGCGCCAAAACCAUCGAAUGGCAAUAAAGAAAGACCGCCGAGGAAACGAAGCAGAACACCAGAUGACCGCCGCGAGGACUCGAGACGAAAACGCAAGGACAGGUACAGAUCACGGUCCAGAUCCCGAUCGAGGUCUCCACAACGAGGACGGCAGAGAAAUGACCGCUACCGAGACGACGACGAUGCGUAUCGACGGCCACCUCCCCGCGAUCUCGACGAUACUCCACAGCUCAACAAGGUGUACGACGGUCAUGUCACAGGUGUAAAGGACUUUGGCGCUUUCGUCAACAUUCAUGGUGUGAAGGGGAAGGUUGACGGCUUGGUGCACAUCUCGGCGUUUGGUCAGCGAGUCAACCACCCAGAAGAUGUCGUGACGCGAGGGCAAAAUGUCAAGGUCAAAGUUGUCAAGAUCGAGGGCAACAGGGUAGGCUUGUCAAUGAAGGAUAUCGACCAGGAGACAGGCGUGGAUAUGGCGCCCCAAAUAAGGAUGGGAUCGGGUGCCAAUAUGAUGGCCCUGGGUGGUGGACCAACAGGAGGAAACGACCCGACAGGUUCGUUCAUGGCGACUGCUAUUGCCCGGCAACAGAAGAAGAGAAUGACCUCGCCUGAAAGAUGGGAGAUUCGACAAAUGAUUGCUGCUGGAAUCGCAAAGGCCUCAGACUACCCAGAUUUGGAGGAAGAGUACAAGUCAACCCUUGACGGUACAGGGCAGAUGGAGUUGGAAGAGGACGUCGACAUCGAGAUACGUGACGAAGAACCCCCAUUUCUGGCCGGACAGACCAAACAGUCUCUCGAGCUAUCACCCAUCCGCGUUGUCAAGGCCCCAGAUGGCUCCAUGAAUCGUGCCGCUAUGGCCGGCACCAACCUUGCCAAGGAAAGAAAGGAGAUGAAGCAGCAGGAAGCCGAAGAACAGCAGCAAAAGACUAAGGUCGAUUUGUCCCAAUGGCAGGAUCCAAUGGCUAAUCCCGAGAACCGACAAUUUGCUAGCGACUUGCGACGGCGUGCCCAGGCAACCCAAGCAGAGUCUGAUUCUGUGCCCGAAUGGAAGAGGGCCGUGGUGCCCAAGGAUCAGCCCACGGGCAAAAGAUCCGACAUGACCAUCAAGGAGCAGCGAGAGUCUUUGCCUGUCUUCGCUUUCAGGGAACAACUGAUCAACGCUGUCAGAGAGAACCAAGUUCUGAUUGUCGUUGGUGAGACUGGCUCCGGAAAAACCACUCAGCUUACCCAAUACCUCGCCGAGGCCGGCUUUACCAACAAUGGCAUUAUUGGCUGCACGCAGCCUCGUCGUGUAGCUGCCGUUUCGGUUGCCAAGCGUGUCUCUGAGGAGGUUGGCUGUCGACUGGGUGAGGAGGUCGGGUACACAAUCAGAUUCGAGGAUGUAACCAGCCCGGCGACGAAGAUCAAGUACAUGACGGACGGCAUGUUGGAACGUGAGAUUUUGAUCGACCCUGAACUGGGGAGAUACUCAGUCAUCAUGUUGGACGAAGCACACGAGCGUACUAUUGCCACUGACGUUCUGUUUGCUUUGUUGAAGAAGACCAUGAAGAGCCGGAAGGACCUCAAGGUCAUCGUCACCAGUGCUACGUUGGAUGCCGAUAAAUUCAGCGAAUACUUCAAUGCCUGUCCCAUCUUUACCAUUCCAGGACGAACCUUCCCUGUCGAGAUUCUCUACUCUCGUGAACCCGAACCCAUGGGUGAUAUUCUUCUUUUCUUGACAGGUCAAGAAGAGAUCGACACGUCCUGUGAGAUUUUGUUUGAACGCAUGAAAGCACUAGGACCGUCAGUGCCGGAACUCAUCAUUCUCCCUGUUUACUCCGCCCUUCCCAGCGAAAUGCAGAGCAGGAUUUUCGACCCUGCACCGCCUGGCAGCCGAAAGGUCGUCAUUGCUACCAAUAUUGCCGAAACGUCGAUUACGAUUGAUCAUAUUUACUAUGUCAUCGAUCCUGGUUUCGUCAAACAAAACGCCUAUGAUCCCAAACUCGGCAUGGACUCGCUCAUCGUCACCCCUAUCUCCCAAGCGCAGGCAAAUCAGCGAGCAGGUCGCGCCGGCCGCACAGGACCCGGCAAGUGCUUCCGGCUGUACACCGAAGCAGCCUACCAGUCCGAGAUGCUUCCGACGACUAUUCCCGAAAUCCAAAGACAAAACUUGUCCAACACUAUCCUCAUGCUCAAGGCCAUGGGCAUCAACGACCUUAUCCGCUUUGACUUUAUGGAUCCUCCACCCGUCAACACUAUGCUUACAGCCUUGGAGGAGCUUUAUGCCUUAGGAGCACUGGACGACGAAGGUCUGCUGACUCGCCUCGGGCGAAAAAUGGCCGACUUCCCCAUGGAGCCUUCUCUUUCCAAGGUCUUGAUCUCCUCAGUCGAUAAGGGUUGCUCGGAUGAAGUUGUGAGCAUUGUUGCCAUGCUCAACCUCAGCACCAUCUUUUACAGGCCAAAAGACAAGCAAAACCAAGCGGACCAGAAGAAGGCCAAGUUCCACGACCCACACGGCGACCAUCUGACACUGUUGAACGUGUACAACUCGUGGAAGAAUCACGGCUUCUCUCCAACCUGGUGUCACGAGAACUUCAUUCAGGCCCGUUCGAUGCGCCGUGCCAAGGAUGUGCGGGAUCAGAUCGUCAAGAUCAUGAAUCGUCAUCGUCACCCCAUCGUCAGCUGUGGACGCGAGACAGACAGGGUCCGCCAAGCUCUCUGCAGCGGUUUCUUCCGCAACACAGCCCGCAAGGACCCCCAGGAGGGAUACAAGACAUUGACAGAAGGCACACCCGUGUACCUGCACCCGAGCUCAGCGCUGUUCGGGAAGCAGGCGGAAUGGGUGAUUUACCACACGUUAGUGCUCACCACCAGGGAGUACAUGCACUUCACCACGGCGAUUGAGCCCAAGUGGCUUAUUGACGCGGCGCCUACCUUCUUCAAGUUGGCACCAACAGACAAGCUGUCGAAGAGGAAGGCGGCAGAAAGGAUACAGCCGCUCCAUAACCGGUAUGGCGGGGAGGAUGAUUGGCGUCUCAGCGCUCAGAAGAGAGGAGGCAGGGGUGGUGGUGGUGGUGGAACAUGGGGUUAG
Podospora anserina S mat+ is the source of this 3456-nucleotide messenger RNA. RefSeq lists its product as uncharacterized. Gene Ontology annotation, molecular function: ATP binding; RNA binding. Gene Ontology annotation, cellular component: catalytic step 2 spliceosome; intracellular anatomical structure. Bases 1 to 3456 code for a protein of 1151 amino acids. The record is from RefSeq and is a predicted model, not a curated record. Gene Ontology annotation, biological process: spliceosomal complex disassembly. The transcript has 4 exons. NCBI's taxonomy places the organism in Eukaryota, Fungi, Ascomycota, Sordariomycetes, Sordariales, Podosporaceae.